This is a messenger RNA of Panicum hallii, 992 nucleotides long. RefSeq names its product probable WRKY transcription factor 35. Gene Ontology annotation, molecular function: DNA-binding transcription factor activity; transcription cis-regulatory region binding. NCBI's taxonomy places the organism in Eukaryota, Viridiplantae, Streptophyta, Magnoliopsida, Poales, Poaceae. Gene Ontology annotation, biological process: regulation of DNA-templated transcription. Gene Ontology annotation, cellular component: nucleus. The transcript has 3 exons. Bases 35 to 808 code for a protein of 257 amino acids. The record is from RefSeq and is a predicted model, not a curated record.
GCAGCACGCCUGCGGCUAUGCCCGCGACGUGGCGAUGGCUGGUGCUGCCACCGACGUCGACGGCGAAGAGGCCAUGAGGAUCUCUCCAGCUGCUCAUCAAAUCAUGAAGAGAAAGAAUGAGGUGAAGAAGGUGGUGUGUAUUCCGGCCCUGCCUCCGACGAGCAGCCGGCCAGGAGGAGGAGAGGUGAUUCCGUCUGAUCUUUGGGCGUGGAGGAAAUACGGCCAGAAACCCAUCAAGGGCUCGCCUUACCCAAGAGGUUACUAUAGGUGCAGCAGCUCCAAGGGAUGUAUGGCGAGGAAGCAAGUAGAGCGCAGCCGCAGUGACCCAAACAUGCUAGUGAUCACCUACACGGCAGAGCACAACCACCCUUGGCCAAUGCAACGCAAUGUACUCGCCGGAUACUCCCGCCCUCAUACUCACACAUCCACCAGCAGCUGCAAGAAGAAAAACAGUGGCUGCACGGUUGACCCGACGAUUUCAUCAUCGUCAUCGACAUCAAAGAACGCCAACUAUUACUCCGAGCAUAACGCGGUCGGCAAUGGCAACCUCGAGUACGGCCAGCAGACGACGACAGACAUGAUGGACGAAGGUAAUGCAGCAGCAGCAGGGUAUGUUUCCUACAGCAUCGGCGCUCUUGAUGAGAUCGAGGAGGGUGUUGCGAUGCACCAGCCAAUCCAAACUGCAGAUCAUGAGGUUUUUGCGGAGCUAGAGGAGUUGGAGCCUGGCAGCAGCAGUAAUCCUGCUGUGAAUGCAAACAUCUACUCUAGGCAGGGGGUAAGUUUUGAUCAGUGGCGGCACAAGUUCUGAUGGGUAUGAUCGAUCAAGCAGGCCGCUGAUCGAGGAACGAAGCUAGCUACAACAUAUGACAUAUAUGUUUGAUGAAAAAUAGGUUACUACAAGUAUGCACAUACAUGGUUUACCUAAUUUAUUUAUUUAUUUAUUUAUUUGUGCUUCAAAGCUAAGAUAUAUUUACAAAUUAAAAUUAGAAAAU